GUCAGGAGGACUCAUGAGAGAGGGGGGUGACUCGUUGAUCAUCUUUGGAGGCCGGGCGUCACAGCAUCGAGACGCGUGCGCAGAAAGCAGCGAGAGAGAAAAGGGAGAGAGAAGGUGUUUUGUUUGAGAGUGUGAGGAAGGGCAAGAGGAGUGUUCGUCCAAACGUAAGGAGAGAGCAGACCCCUCUUGAGAGAUCUACUGACAUCCCUUCCUCCAGCAUGGCGGAAAUCACAUCUGCCCAAUGGCGGGCCAUGCUGGACGCGGCAAGCGAGUUUGAGAAACCGUUCUUUCAGAAACUUUAUGAUGAUGCGGUACUGAGGGAAGGGGAGGUAGAGGCAGCAGCUAAGGCCGCCAGCAUUGCUGCGCAAGAGGCCCUCCUGCAGGUUCCGGAAGCUAAUGCUGACCGGUUCGAGGAGAAGCUAGCUGCUGCCGUUGCAGCCCUGGUCCGUCUGCGGGAAUUGGAAGACUUUGAAUCUCGUGUGACAGCACUAGAGCAGCAGAACCGAGAGCUGCAGGCUGAGGUACUCAGCCUUAGACAGUCCCAACUGUCUGCCCCCCGCCCUCCUAACCCUCGACUUGCUGCAGUCCCGGUYCCUCAAACUAACACAGCCCUAGUGGCAAGUGCAAGUGGAACURUGGCAAGCGCAGGAACCGGUGCCAACUCUUCAAGCGGCAGCGCCGACAGCUCUGCACUCGUCAUAGUCCCAGGUGCAGGCCCUUCAGCCCAGAAUGCCCCAGUUCAUACUGGCAUUCCAUACAGCAGUCCCAUGGUGGACAAGAGGGCGGCCACUUUGCCGUCCAAGUACGAUGGGAAGGCGGAUAUUACAUCCUGGAUUAGUUCCAUGAGAUCAUACUUCGAGGUCAUGYGGACACCGCAGGAGGACCGAAGUAUGAUCAUGGGCACUAAUACUGAACCCGUCGUACGGAAUCAUAUUGAACUACAAGCUGUUGCAGCAGGCUACGAGAGGAUAGACCUGACUAGCUGGCUGAAGGUAGGCAACCAAGAGGUUGUCACUUCCACUCAUGUCGUCAAAGGUGUGCGCAUCACCUUUGACAAAGACCGCACUGUCACGCAUGAGCUCAACUUCUAUGUCAAGGACGAGUGUCCGUUCGAUGCAGUCAUUGGCUUGGGCUGGCUAAAGGCUCAUUGCCUAAGGACCACAUGGGCGGACAAUCAGUUCGUGGUGCUUGAUGCCAAGGGGAACGAGCGUACUGUCUUGUUGGAUGAGACGCGCGAGUCCCCUGUGACUCUUCUCAGUGCUAACAAAUUCUGCAGAUCGGUGCGCAGGCGCAAGGAAGGUGAGUUUGUACAUAUAGCUCUUGUMAAGCCUUUCCAUGUGCCUUCUACUUUUGCUGCAUUUUCUUCUUCKGAAGGUAACUCUACUUCUACUCCUGUUCCAUCUACUUCUACUGUGAAUACUCAGCCUACUUCUGAUUCGGAAACCUCUAAACCUGUUGUAAUUGCUGUAAAAUCCCAGUCUGAUUUUCUCUCCCCUGAUGAGGAUGAUCCUCCACCAGAAAUCCCAGCAAGCAUUCGCCUCCUAUUAGAUCGAUUUUCGGAAGUGUUGGCUGAACCUCGCGGAGUUCCCGAGMGUCCAGUCAAGCACAAAAUCGAGAUAAUAGAAGGGAGUGUUCCUCCAAAAGGCUGCGUCUACCGUAUGGGGCAAGGCGAGUUGGAGGAGCUGCGGAGACAGAUUGACGAUAUGAUUGACCGUGGUUGGAUUAGGCCUAGCGAGUCUGAGUUCGGUGCCCCUAUCUUGUUUGUGCCGAAGAAAGGAGGCAAACUCCGAAUGUGCAUUGAUUACCGUGGCUUGAACCGGAUCACUAGGAAGAAUGCGUACCCUUUGCCUCACAUUGAUGAUCURYUGGAUGCGGCCGGUGGUUGCAAGGUCUUCUCCAAGAUCGACCUCAAGUCUGGCUAUCACCAGAUUGAAGUCGAUCCGAGCGACCAGCACAAAACCGCGUUCAAGACACGCGAUGGGCUGUACGAGUUCAUCGUUAUGCCCUUCGGUCUCACGAACGCACCAGCCACAUUCCAGUCCCUCAUGGACAAGGUACUCCGCCACCAACUUAACAGGUUUGUGGUUGUGUAUCUUGAUGACAUUCUGAUUUUUAGCAAGUCCAUGGAAGAGCACGUCAAGCAUCUUGAGGAGGUCUUGCAAGUCCUCAAAGAUGCUCAACUGCACCUCAACUUGGAGGAAUCUGAGUUUGCCAGGGACAGCGUCAUCUAUCUUGGGCACUAGUUGUUUGCGAGCGGUCUCGAGCCGGAGGCAACCAAGGUUGAGGUCAUCCACAACUGGCCUCAACCAGCAAAUGUACGCGAGCUGCGUUCUUUUCUUGGUUUGGCCUCUUACUAUCGGAAGUUUGUGCCUAAAUUCUCUGUCAUUGCUCAUCCACUCUCAGGCCUGACUAGUAAAAAUGUUGCCUAUGC
This is a messenger RNA of Chara braunii, 2431 nucleotides long. The record is from the annotation of a GenBank genome assembly. Lineage: Eukaryota; Viridiplantae; Streptophyta; Charophyceae; Charales; Characeae.